This is a messenger RNA of Falco peregrinus (peregrine falcon), 7014 nucleotides long. It is a transcript of the gene LAMP3, whose product is annotated as lysosomal associated membrane protein 3. The record is from RefSeq and is a predicted model, not a curated record. Bases 133 to 1458 code for a protein of 441 amino acids. Gene Ontology annotation, cellular component: membrane. The transcript is spliced from 6 exons. NCBI's taxonomy places the organism in Eukaryota, Metazoa, Chordata, Aves, Falconiformes, Falconidae.
ACCUCCUUUCCAGCCACGUGACUGAGCGCUCCCUGCAUCAAGUGAAACUUUUCAGUCCCCAGACCUUGAUUUCCCUUCCACCUGGCUCCACGGUGAGAAGCUUCAUCUCUCAAGCCUGCAGCUGUGCUGGCCAUGGGGAGGAGCACACGGCAGUUCAUCUUGCUGACCUUCACUUGUGCAUUUUCCUCCUGUUUUGCUGAAGUGGCCCUGGGGGCCGAGCUGUCUCCAGGAACCGUAUCCUUCUACCAUACGGCUACUUCUGCUCAGCCACUUUCCCUUUAUCAUCCUUCACCCCAUCAAGACAGCACCGUUCAUUUUAACAGCACCGGCUCUCCUAAAACAACACCCACAAGCCACAGAACAACUGCACAGCCAACAGACCAGCACCAGGCCACAGCAGCACCAGGCCAUCACACGACAGCCCAGGCAGGAGCAGCCACCGUGCGCGUGACCAGCCAGGUAUCUCCCAUGGUGACAUCUACAACAUCAGCAGACGACACAACUGCAGCUGGUCAGGCUACAGCCCAGGCAAUGGAAACGGUUACACCUGCAGUGGUGAACACAACCAUACACCCUACGUCCUCCAGCAGGGAAGCUGGAACAGGUGUGAGCACAGAAAUAACAGCAGCAGCCACAAAUGCAACCAUAAACCAUACAACACCAAACACGCAACUGACAGCUACUGCCACGACUACCGCAGCCACCACCAUGCAAACUGUAAAGCCUGCCACAGGGUCAGGAAAUCAAACAACAGUGCCCAGAACUCCAACAGCCACAGCCACGACCAACACAACAACUGUUUCUCCAGCAACUCAAACAACCAUCCCACCUACUACGACGACAGCCAGACCCACUUUAGCACCACAGCCUUCUCCCAUCCCCACUGGCACGUACACAGUUUCCAACGGGACCAGGACCUGCAUCAAAGCGGCCAUGGGUUUGCAGCUGAUGGCUCAAAAUUCACUGAAGAAGCAGAUGGAGUACAUGGUGGUCAACCCCAAUGAGACACAGACAUCUGGGAGCUGCGGGACGGUGCAGGCUGAGCUGAGCAUAACUUUCAGCGGAGGGUUUAUAAACCUCACCUUUGCAAAGCAAGCUCCAGUGUACUACGUCAGUAAAAUUGAGUCCAGAUUACAGUUAUCUUCCGAAGGUAUGCUUUAUUAUGCAAGCAUACAUGAGAAGCUGUUUACAACAAAGCUGGGGAAUUCUUUUAAGUGUGCCAGCAAGCAAACCUUCGGCUUGGAGAAGGGCUUCCAGCUGCUCUUUGUUAAUAUGCAGCUGCAGGCAUUCGAUAUUGUUGGUAACCAGUUUGGAAAAGAAGAAGAAUGUAUUCCUGAUAAAAACAGCAAAGCAGCUCCCAUUGCAGUGGGCCUGAGUAUCCUGGGAUUGUUUGUCAUUGUGUUUGCCACUUUCCUGAUCUCCAGAAGAAAGCCGCAUAGAGGAUAUGAGCGUAUCUGAGGUGCCCUUCUUCCGAAUGUGCGCAGCCAGCAGAGAAGUCAGAGGAGUUUUAGCUUCUGUCUGACAAUCUCGCUGGCCUGAAGCCACAUUUUCAAGUGGGAUGACACCAUGUGCUUAAAGCUAGUGGAAGUUUCUGGAAGCGAUUUCUUUAAGGUGGGAAGGAGAGGACUCACACUGUCUACUUUAAGCUAUUCUUAGCAUCUAAUUUAGAUGUAGUCCAGACAACGAAAGUGAGGGGCCCAAGUUCUUUAUAUUAUUGACAAAGGAGGCAAUUCAGACCACCUAAGUCAGAUGCCUAACAAUAGCUUAAAGCGAGCUGUAUCACUAUCCCCCAGAAAAUCCAUCAGGUUUGUUAAAGAUAGCAUUUAGAUUUAUUGAAAUAGAUGAGUCCAGUAAUGCAACCUUCGUGUGUAUAAACCAGAGGUCCGCAGCUACAGACAACCCCGUUAAAUCAGAGCUCAGUGAAAGCCUUGCGGGAACACUGUGUGUGCUGAAGUCUCGGAGCAAGUGUAAGUGUGACGUCCCUUCACAAGCAAGUUCUCACCAGCCCUACAACAGGGUUACACUUCCUCAGUUCGUGGCUUUUUCCUGCGAAGCCCUUCACAAGGACACAGUGGUAAAUAUGUGACUCUUACUCUGGAGGCAGUAUUUUUAGAAAAUUUUCCAGUUUCCAGUGACUGUGUAUGCAAAUAAGGGAAGAUUACCCAACUGAGGUCAUAUAGGGUCUGCCUGACCAGUAUGUGCCAAUGUUAUUGCUUGUCAUUGCUCGUCUCAGCCUUGCUGCAAAGAUGUCUGAACUUCUGGCCAAUAGUUCUUGAACUGCAGCCUCCUAAAGCACAGCAUGUCAGAACAACCUGAUGCUGGUAAGUUUAUCCUUAGGUGUUAUGCUGCAAACUGCGCGAUUCUAGAGCUGACAGGCGGGCAGCUGAGCUGUCUGCGCAGCAGAACUGGGCAGGCAGCUGGAGGCAGUCACUCCAUCCAUCUGCCACGCCUGGCCAAGCCACCCCGCUCGCCGGUGGGUGCUCCGGGCACAGCAUCCCUUUGCCACGUGUGUGCAACCCGACAUGGAGAGAGCGAACACGAGGGUCUGAAAGCACAGUGACACGUGGGCUGGUACUAAGGGUGCCAGUGCGAUGGAUGGGGACUGGCGUGAAUGUCCUUGAUAAAUUCAAGGAAUUUAAUAUUUCAUGGUCUUGCUAGAGCUCAUGAAUCACCCGCUUCCUAUUCAGACAUGGACCUGUUACAGUGACCGCCACUGAACUCAGUAAAUCUGCCCCUCUGCUGAGAUGGCAGCACUGUGACCUCUCUUCAUCUGGGAAGACACCACGCUCAUGGAAAUGCCAGGGAUUCAGUGGCCACACUUCUGGCAGACCUGCACAAGGUCCAUGAGCAAAUGCAAGUCCACUGACGCUGUAAGUUCAAGGGUUCUGUGGGAAAUAAGGGCUUGCGCAGCCUCGGGCAAACUCUGCCCAGGAGAGAACGCUACCAGUGUGCUUCCAGCUCAGCGGCUGGAUUUUCAUAUGGAAAUAAUUUGGAGUUGCUUUAAAGCACAGUAAUUGAAAUACUGUGUAGUCUAUUUCCUGCUAAGACAAUGAUGAAGGCAGGAAAGUAGUAAUUGCUUGUGAGAUUAGGUUCAGCUAAUGUUCCCUGUUGUAACAAGGAAAACCUUGUCACAGAAGAUUUACAAAGCUGAACCUAUGCGCAAAUGUGCACAGACACACACACAGACACACACGCAUGCACCAUGCAAUCUGUUCACUGCAAAAAAUUACAUCAAAAUGAUAAGAAAUUAUAUCUAAAAAAAUUUACAAAAGAGAAAAUAAUAUCAAAUAAGAGCACACUUCCCCCUUAGGAGUUAGGGCAAUGGCUUAAAUUUUACCUGGAAAAGGACUAUGGAGUGGUACCCAUUAAACAAAAGAAAGACUGAAGUCAUCUGCAAAAGUUCCAUGUUGUUAAUUUAAUCUGGACCUAAACAAAAUAGAAAUGCUGGGAGCUAAUUUAAUUUCCAUGAAUAAUAGACCAGAUCCUGAGCAAUUAUUAAUCGUGAUGGAACCUCAAUGGAUUUUCACUGGGUAAAACUGAUGAUAGUAUCUUGUGAGGUUAAUUUCCCUUAAGUAUUUUUAAAUAGUUUUGAUAUUUUACUAGUAUGUAACCAUUGAGAAAUUACUUAUUUAAAUUAGGAAAGGAAAGAAAUCCCUCCGUUCCAUGAAUUACUAAAAGAUGCUGGUCUGUGUCAAGCAGGAAACAUGGUCAUAUGGUUCCAUAAUGGACAUAAUACAUAGCUGUGGAAGUAAUUAACAGUCUCCAGAAAUUUUCCCUUUGAGUCUGAAUGAACCAAUAAAUAAGAAAGAUAAAUACCUUUUUGAAGCACCUUUGCACUUGGAGAAACAUAAGACAGAAGUCAGAAUGAGCUGCAAGCGACGGAGGCAGCUGAAUAUGAUUAUAAGGUAAAGUGGCGCAAGAAACAACACCUAACUCCCAAACCUUUAAUACGGAUACAGUGAUUUGAACUGUAUUCAGUUGAAUACUCACAUUGAAAUGUAUUUCAAUUAUUUUUUUUGUAAAAGACCAGCACUGUUAACAUCGCUUAGUGAACUUUACCUAGCUUAUUUUCACCUCCCUACCUUUCCCCACAGUGAGUGGACAAGCAGCCCACUGAGCUCAGUGGCAUUGAUCACGCCUUUGGCUUAAUAAAAUCCCUCUAAGUUCUCAGGGUUAGUUAAUACUAUUAAUCUGUUGUUUAGAAAGCAGAUUUGUAUACUUGAUUAAAGCAAUCACCUUUUAAAAAACAAAAGAAUUGAUGAGAUGUCCAGUGGGAAAGGUAAAUGUGUAAAGAGCUUCCCUUCAAAAAUGAGCCUAUAUAUGCAAUAGUGAUGUUACUGUCCCCAACAGUUACAUGUGGACAUUUUAACAAGAAGGACCUAAAAAGCUCAGGACCGCACAUGAUCUGAGCCUAAGCUGUUCUGACUGGUGAUCAAUAGUCACCUUUCCCAUUCAAAACUAUGUCCUAUUUCAUGUGUUCUUUGGAUUGUUGGGUUUUAUGAUCUAUAUAGUACAGUUACUUCUACUAAUACGAUACCAAGCAUUUUCUUGUGAUGUUCUGUACUGAAAAAUCUCUAUGUUUGAUUCAUCCUCAUUGAUAUCAAUGUUUGAUAUCAACAUGAGGAGAGAAAACUGUUCUUUAUGACUGAUAAUUCUGUGUUUAAUCCUCUGACACCCUCUGGCAUUUUUACUGAUGAUGCAAGGUUAAUGUCUUUUUCCCCACACAUUUUUCUUUCUACAGUGAAGCAAACUUGUUAUUGAACAAUGUUUGGAUUCAGGUUUACCUGAUUUGUUCUUACGCUUUCUAUUGCUAUUAUGUUCGCUAUUUUUAUGAGGCUGCAUACUGCCCGUUCUAGAUAAAUAAAACCCUGGGCUUGCUCUAGACAGCACGAGUGAAGUGCACAUGGUAUAAACCGAUGAAACAAUUGGAUGCUCCCAUGAAACGUUGCCAAAAUGCAGCAAAAUUAAUCCAAUGGAGUUAGUGCUUUACAUUCAUAGAGGAUCCAUUGGAGAAUUCCUUUCUGCAUGAGGAGAUCCCAGCCCCUAAGUGCAACCUUUCUCUUCCCUGCAGCCCAGCCUGCGUGCCAUCACCUCCUUCCCUUCCCUGACCACAAACCACACCAACAGCCUGCAAGCGGGGCUGCGUGCCAGCGUGCCAGCACAGCAGGGAGGGCUGCCUCUCUGAAUUUAGUGCUGAAUUAGAAUUAGAUGGCCCAGCUGCUCCCUGAGUUGUCAUGUGCAGCUUUUAAAGCUGAUGCCUGUAUUUUCUGCCAGAAUUUAGGUAGAUAUUUGGCUGACACUUUGCUAUCUAAGGGAGCUGCUUGAAGGUCCUCCUCCCAGUGGGGAGGCUCUACAGGUGUAGUUGGUCAUGGUCUUGCCAGAGUUUCUCUUUUAAGUAUCUUGUCUGAGGAAACAUUUUGAGCAAAAACUCCUUAAAAGAGCACCAUACAAAGGAGAAGCUCUUAUGGUAAACUAGUCAUACACUAGCUGGGCCAUAAUAGUUGUAAAAUAGGGCAGCAGUGCACAGCUUCUUUGCUUCCUGUCAAUAUGGAUGUAAAUUAAAACUGUAUUUUCUAAGGCUGGCAGAUUGCUUCCCUUCCAGGGCUGCUCUUUGCCAUAGUCAGACCUUUGUUCAGUAACUUGCUCACUGCUUGGGACAAGGGUUUACCAGCCAACCUGCCCUAAAAAUCUGCAUGCCAAAACCCUUCAUAUGGUCAGCAUGAGCACGUAUACCCAGAGAGCCGAGAGAAGGGUGCAGUCUGCUGUGGGAGGGGACGUGGCUGCAGCUGGGUCCCAGAGUGACCAGCAAUGUGUGAGACCAGCAGCCCUGUCAGCCGGGGAACAAAAACCCAGCUACACGAAGCAGAUAAGCAGGUGCUUCUUCAUUGCAGCGCUGGGUGCUAGGUGGCAUCUCCACAAAUCAAGCACACUCUGUGCUGAUUUCACUGUUACAUUUAUACACAAAAAUUACAAGGUACUACGCUCCCAGUUACAAUGAUUGGUUAGUGAUUUGCAUAUAAUUAUAAUAUGUGUCAUUCUCGUCUGUUACUACACUUGUGCAGAGGAAGGGUCUUCACCGGGGCAAGGGUGGUCUUGACCUAUAGGUGUGCUUUUUAGUGUUAUAAUGAAGGUAGUUCACUUCAGAACACCUUAGAAGUAAGUUUUGUUGCCGAGUGUCCAAUAUAUAUCCUAUAUACAGUAGAACCUAGGUGCUCUGGUUAUGGUCUGGAGAGUAAGGACUAAGGCUAGCAUGAUGCAGAGAAUAGGGACUUCAAGUAACAGCCUCUGAUAACAAGCAGCACAGCAACCCAUACAUCAUUGGUCAGUAAGUGCUAACACAAUGCUAACGUAGAGGCUAACUUCUUAAAAUCAAGAUAUUCCUAUAGCUAACUGUUUCACAAACAAACACAAAAUAUAGAAGGAUUCAGUAACACUUAAGACAAUCUGCAACAGCCCCAGCUCACUUUUUCCCCCAGCUGUGGAUUCAGAUGGGUUGCAUCCCUGAAGAAAAUACUGAUCGUGAUGUCAUGAUGCAUCCCAUCAGGGAAGCUAUGCUUAACUUGCUUGUAAGCCUGUGCUGGUCGGGAUGCGGUGGGGCCACUCACAGUGACCAGGAGGUGAGCACAGCCCCGCAGCUCCCCAGUGCCCUGCCGUAGCUCUCGGCCCAGACCACUCACUGUGGUCUCUUGCACACCCAAGGCAGGUAUGAGGGCAUCCCAUGAGCAUGGCGAUGUCAGACAAAUUGCCAAGAAGUUGAUAAAGCAAGAUUUAAUUUCUGCCAGUCCCUUUAGCUCUCUGAUGGAAAAGCCCAAAUUAAUAAACAGCUGUUAAUUGUGUUUGAAAGAGGAAGAGAGAUGUAGUUCAGCAUCCUGAGUGGAUGAAGAUGGUUUGGUUGAUCACUUCUAGCUUGCUAUAAUACAUGGUUGAUAAAAAAUAAUUUGCUAUGAAAGUAAGAUAUGCUCUUUAUUUUUCUAUUAUUGGUGUUUCUAUAAUAAAGGUUGUAUUUAGUCAUGA